Messenger RNA from Kluyveromyces lactis, 231 nucleotides. RefSeq lists its product as uncharacterized. The transcript has a single exon. NCBI's taxonomy places the organism in Eukaryota, Fungi, Ascomycota, Saccharomycetes, Saccharomycetales, Saccharomycetaceae. The coding region runs from base 1 to 231 and encodes 76 amino acids. The record is from RefSeq and is a predicted model, not a curated record.
AUGGAUAAUACUUCCAAGCCUAUCCCAAGCCUAUCUAGCACUAUUGAUUCGGGAUCUGAAACGGUUACUGCACAGACUAUAUCUCGGUUGGUUCAACAAUCAUUAAGCUUACAGAAUGAAAUCGAGCAGCUAUUUAACGAAUACGAAUCAAACAAUAAGGAUAUCAGGUUAGAUGUAGAUGACUUUUGUGAAAUUUAUGAAACUUCGUUGGGUAACAUAACCAUGAGUUGA